Auxenochlorella protothecoides is the source of this 1206-nucleotide messenger RNA. RefSeq names its product UPF0210 protein. Lineage: Eukaryota; Viridiplantae; Chlorophyta; Trebouxiophyceae; Chlorellales; Chlorellaceae. The transcript is spliced from 4 exons. The record is from RefSeq and is a predicted model, not a curated record. Bases 1 to 1206 code for a protein of 401 amino acids.
AUGGCCAGUGACAUUACCACCUACCCAUGCAUCGUACGAUCUGUCACUUACUUUGUUCCCGAAGGGGAUGUCGGAUCUGCCGGCUGGGAGGGGGCCAUGCAGGAGGCUGCAGCCUUCCUGGCCACCGCCAGGGGGAGUCUCGAGCAGGAAGGGAUCACGGUGCAGACGCUGCGAGUCGCCACCGACAUCCUGACCCGGGUAGAAAGCGUGGAGGAAGCUCUGCGCAAGGCCCGCGUGGUGCAGGCCGCCGCGGCCGCCAGCGGCAUCUCCUUUGUAUCCUAUGGCGCCUUCUCCAACGCCCGACUUCUGGAGGAGGGGCUCGCCACGAAACUACUCACGACGCCCGGUGGCGAUGCCUACACCUGCUGCACUUUCCGCUGGCAGCCGGGCAUGGGCGUGGAGGAGGCGCGCAGCGCCGCCCGCGCCAUCUUCUCCCUGGGCAGGGCGACGGGCGACGCGGGCCCCUUUCACUUCGCCCUGACCUUUGCCGAGGAGGGUUUCCAGACCCCCUUCUUCCCCGCCGCCUGCGCGACGCGCCCCGGGUUCGCCAUCGCCACCGAGAACUCGGCGCAGUACGCCGCUGCGCUGGCCUCGGCGGGGGAGGGGGGCCCGGCGGGCGUGACCCCGGCCCUGCGUGCCGCCAUGGCGGCCGGCCUGCGAGGCGCGCAGGCCUGCGCCGUGAAGCUGGCUACGGCCACGCACGUGCCCUACCUGGGCAUCGACACCAGCAUCAACCCGGGGCUGGAGGGGCCCAGCCUCGCGGGCGCUUUUGAGAGUGUGGGACUGGGCCCCUUUGGCGGGCCGGGCACGCUGGCGGUGGCGGAGCGCGUGACCGCGGCGGUCCAGUCGCUGAGCGGGAUCGACACCACGGGGUACUGCGGCCUGAUGCUGCCCCUGGCGGAGGACACGGGGCUGGCCGCCGCCAGCAGGGCGCUCUCCGUCCAGACCCUGCUCUUCUACUCCGCCGUCUGCGGCUGCGGCCUGGACACGGUGCCUGUGCCGGGCGUGUCGGAUGAGACACCGGCUGGGGAGGCGGCGCGCCUGGUCGCCGCCGCGGCGGCGCUGGUCCUGGACAUUGCCGGCAUGGCCGCCCGCCUUGGCAAGCCCCUGACCUGCCGCCUGCUGCCCGUGGCGGGGGGAAAGGCGGGGCAGGCCACGGCAUGGGACAGCCCCUACCUAGUGCCGGGGACGCUGCUGUCGCUGUGA